UGAACCNGAGAGAGCUCAACAUUCACCGAUGGAUUUAAGCAACGCAUCAGCACCCUACAAUUUUGGGAAAUACCACAGAUAUGAAGCGGUAGUUCAAUUGCUGAAAGAUUUGAGUUCUAAAUAUUCGAGAAUUGCAACGUUGGAAAUGAUUGGAAAAAGUUACGAAAAUAGACCUCUUUACAACAUGAGGAUCAGUUCCGGUGGUAGUUCUUCCAAACCUGCAAUUUUAAUGGAAUGCGGUAUUCAUGCCAGAGAAUGGGCAUCAGUAGCUACUGGGGCCUACAUGGUCAACAAAAUUAUCACUUCCUAUGGGUCAGAUCCAGAAAUUACUGCUCUAGUUGACAAAUACGAAAUCAACAUAAUUGUUGAAAUGAAUCCUGAUGGUUAUGCCUACACAUGGGCUCGGGAUCGUAUGUGGAGGAAGACUCGAUCUAAGAGUCAAAAUGAUUGGCUCGGUGUUUGCCUAGGAACAGAUGCAAACAGAAAUUUCGAUAUUGACUUCGGCGGAGUUGGAACCAGUAAAAGACCCUGUGACGAAACAUACCAUGGCGACAAGCCAUUCUCUGAAAGUGAAGCGCGAGCCUUGAGAGACAUCAUGGUCGCCAAGAAGAACCGCCUAAAGGCAUACAUUUCAAUACACGCAUUCUCUCAAUUGUGGAUGACACCAUAUGGAAUAAGGAAAACACUUCCUCCCAACUACAGUGAAUUGACUCGAGUUGGACAAGCUGGUGUGAAUGCUCUUGGAAGGAGGUACGGGACUCGGUACAGACUUGGAAGCAUUUCUAAUAUUAUUUAUCCAGCUGCAGGAUCAUCGGCUGAUUAUGUGUAUGAGAAGCUGGGAGUCAAAAUAUCUUUUGCUCUUGAGUUGCGUGACACAGGUAGAUUCGGAUUCAUGUUACCCGAGAAUCAAAUCUUGCCCACCUGCGAAGAGACAUGGGACGGUAUCAAGGCUGCUAUUCAAGCUUUGUGAUUUCAUUGAUACGUUGUUUAUUCACACUGAAAUAAAACAUUUUAUGGGAUGAA
Molecule: messenger RNA, 1023 nt
Organism: Parasteatoda tepidariorum (common house spider)
Lineage: Eukaryota; Metazoa; Arthropoda; Arachnida; Araneae; Theridiidae
Source: RefSeq, a predicted model, not a curated record